GAGAGGGAGAGAGAGCAUGACACAGAGAGAGGUUGAAAGAGAGUGUCGCAAAAAGACAGAGAGCGCAUGUCACAAAGAGAGAGAGAGAGAGAGAGCGUAGGGGCUUCCUCUCUUGCUACGGUUCACUGGUCUGAGUCUGUGUUUCACCUUCCAGCCCUGCAUAUAAAGGCCUGAGGUGGAGGGAGACCCCACUAUACAGAGAGUGAUUCACCCCAGCAUGAGCAGCAGCAGGGGACAGAGAGUGUGGGGUUAAAACAUGCCCAGCCUAAUCAUCACAGAGACACUGAUACAAACACAGCACUUCAAUAUGGAGCAGGAUGACAGGAGGAGGAACAAGAACUUGGGAAAGAACUUUAUGUGCCGACUGCAAUGCAUGUUCUCACAUUCACCCACCUCUGAGAGGCUAAGUUUAGAAGAUACCCAACAAUGGUCUCAGUCACUGGAGAGACUCCUCGAGUCUAAAUAUGGACUGGCGACCUUCAGAACCUUUCUGAAGUCUGAAUUCAGCGAUGAGAACAUUGAGUUCUGGCUGACGUGUGAGGAGUACAAGAAAAUCAAGUCUUCAUUCAGAAUGUCAUCGAAGGCCAAAAAAAUCUAUGAGCAUUUCAUAAAGGCUGAGGCUCCUAAAGAGAUAAACAUUGACUACCACACGAGGGAGCAGAUCAAGAGGGCCGUGAAGAAUCCUACACUCCAGUGCUUUGACGAUGCCCAGAAGAUUGUCUAUGGGCUGAUGGAGAGAGACUCGUACCCUCGCUUCCUGCGCUCAGACAUUUACCGAUCCCUCCUGGAUUCCCUCGCCGCUGACGCCGUCAAGGGCUAAUAGGAGCGGACUAGACGACAGGAGAACAUGACAACAGAAACUGGAAUGUUUGGGAUUCUACAGGAUGGAAGGCUGACCAAGCAUAGAGAGACUGACAGGCCUGUGUCCCUACGAAUCGUGGUCGCCACAACACAAGACCACACCCUAAAACACUGCAAGUGGGAUUCGCACAGAGAAAAAGAAAGACAGAAAGACAGAAGGAAAGGCAGAGAGGAUAUGAGGAAUGCUACAGCGCUGCGAUCGCACUGGAUGCUGCUGUCUUAUCUAUAACUCUGGGAGUGACAUCAUAUCAUAGGUGAUUAGAUCGUAUUUGACAGUGAAUGAAUCACAGAGUGAAUGACGAUCAAACUGAAACACAACGUCAGCAACCAUGCAGUCCCCACUCAACCGGAGUUGCUUCCUGUCCUAAAAAGAUGGUGAAGAGAGUGUAUGUGUGUUUGUGUGUGUGUUUGUCUGUGUAUGUGCGCAACAGGAUGCCUAUGAUAGUGUGAUAAGAUAGGAGAUGCAAGGUGGACUUUCACUAGCAAUACUAAAGUAUGUGGUCUGGAGUGAAACAAAGGAGAGAGCACGCACACAAUGGAUACUGGCCCAAAAUACUAUACUGUCCUUAAUAAUAUUCACAUUUCGUCUCUAAAUUCAAACCAGUUUUUCGAAAGGCGGUUGAAUCUUUAGAUUUGCAAGGCAGUUAAAGACUUCUUACACUGUCUAUCAUUGAAUAAUUACCCAUUUGGAAGUAGAGGUUAAGUUGUCUGAGUGCAAUUGUAGACAGAAGGGUGGCCUAUGUCCCACUUUGUUUAAUUGAACUUUGAACUCCUACUUCUCUGAUGCUGAAUAUUUUUUGAUUGCUUACAAAGAAAGCACAAUACAAUGUUGAUAAAUUAAGAUUAGAAUGUUGUACUAUUUAUUACACAGUCACUGUUGGGAUGCUGACUUUUGCAAUGCUUAUAAAAAAUGUUCACGAUUAGAUUAUUAAAUUACAUUAAAUUAAAUUAUAAAAUUAUUUGCAGACAAAAUAUUUAUUGUCAAUCACUCUCUUCUGGCUUAUUCUCAAUUAACAACUAAAUUAAAAAACAACAUUUCACUUUGUGGUUGCUCCUGUAUGUGUAAGCCCUUAGAUCGCAAUAUCUACUAGGCUAGCAUAUGGAAUUGAUUUAAGACAGUCAUAAAGUUUAUAAUUUAGCCAUUUGAUUUUGAAUUUUGGACCCCUGUAGACAUACUAUAUAUACAGUACCAGUCAAAGUUUGGACACACCUACUCAUUCCAGGGUUUUUUGUUAUUUUCUUUUACUAUUUUCUACAUUGUAGAAUAAUAGUGAAGACAUCAAAACUAUGAAAUAACACAUAUGGAAUCAUGAUAGAGCUGUUAAGAAGAUAGAGCAACAUUGUAUUAUGGACAUACAGUAGCAGUCAAAAGUUUGAACACACCUACUCAUUCAAGGAUUUUUCUUUAUGUUUACUUUUCUCUUUUUUUACGUCUCUCAGAUAUAGGAAACCUCGAAAUCUUGUCCUUAUGAUCGAUUUUUUGACUGCCUGGUUUUGCCAUGUACAAAUGUGUUAUUCACUGCAUUUCUAUAGGCAAAAAAAACUCAAUCCCAAAAUUUGUGGGACCCAUGUUUGGUCACUUUAUUCGUGACACAGUUUUAUUCGUGGCACAUUUUACCCUCUAUGAACUUUUUGCACAUUUUACAUCCCGGUACUGGUUUACCUUGAGAUGAUUCCCCUGAAUCAUGUGUGUGUCAUAGACCAGAACACCUGGUCUACGAGGUGAAUGUCUCGUUUUGUCAUAUUGGUGACAUAUUAGUUUGUAGCUCCAAAGGUUCAGUCUGGACAGUCGCUUUUGUGAUCUCUUCAAAAUGAAGUGGUCCUCAACAGAGAGUUCAGACGACUGCAGUACAGCUUGUGGAUGCCAAACAACCGACACUGUAGUAUUCGUGAGUCUCAUCUUUCGAUGGUGGUGACUUAUUCGUUUCUGUCUCACACAGUUUGGGUUUUACAGACGAUUUUGUGACAAUUGUCCUGUUCAGGCACAAAGAGGUGAUUGAGCUGCAGCCAUUACAAGAAACGGUGAGUCUCUCACUUGAACACAUGGGGAGCUAUUCAAUAUUCAAAAUGACAUCACCGUAUGAUCCAUGGGAGCAUCAUACGAUUCUCUGGGGUGCUUUAACCCUAAAAGUCUCUAGAUCAUAGCAAAAAUUGUCUUUUCAUUAUUUAUCUGACUUUCAUUUAUCUACAUUAGACUCACUAUGAAUUGUUUUACCAUUUUCUUCUCCGGACAACCAGGGCUACAAGUAAAACACAAAACAUCUUGACAUAAACAAUUGCAUUCAUGUGUUUAAUUGAUAAAUGUAAAUUUAAAAAAAAGGUUCACCAAAGCAAAAAUGUAUUUAUAUGAAUGCUGUAAGUACAAAAAAUAGUAUACUCAUUGGAAAAUGAAUAUCCAACUAGUCAGUGAUAUUUGUGUGACAUUUGGAGUGUGACAGCAACUAUGUGAGCUUAUUAGAGUAUUAUAGACACUAUGUCCUGGGAUUACCUAUGAUCUUCUAUGUAGAAGAACCCCUUACCUUCUUACAACUAUUAUGUAACUUUUCAUAGAUAGCUUUUAAUAGUUUGUAGCUCAAACCGUGUCCUUUUUACUGGGCCCCUUCAGGAUCACCCUUGUCUCACAAACACAGCUCUAGCUCAGUCCCCCUUAAUCACACAGACUAAUGGUUGGUAUCAAUGGAUGCAAAAGAAAUAGAUGAAACCAUUGGUAUAACCUGGAAGUAUGUAACACACAAUGUUUUAAAGGGGUUAGAAGUACAAAACACACAUGGUGGGACUGUAGGAGUUCAAGUUCACAGCUCAGUACAGAUGAAAUGUCUCAAGAUUCCUUAAUUUCUUACUACAAUGUUUAACCAGCGAAACAUAAGUAUAACAUAACCAUUCCAUGAAAAGUGGUAUACAAUUACAAUUGUGUGGCAAUAGUAUUAACAAAUAAAUGACACGUGUUAAAUUUGAUCCCUUGACACACCUUACUCAAAGAUAUACAUGGGAAGUAGUGAGAGGGCAAUGACCACAAAGAAAAUCAUAUGACAGCAUGAUGAGUUUGAGUACACCUGAUGGUCUUGAAUGUACAAAAAUACUUUUUUUCAAUAACAAGAUACGCUACAUUACCAAAACUAUGUGGAAAGCUGCUUGUCGAACAUCUCAUUCCAAAAUCAUCAGCAUUAAUAUGGAUUUGGUCCCCCCUUUGCUGCCUUAACAGCAUCCACUCUUCUGGAAAGGUUUUCCACUCGAUGUUGGAACAAUACUGCAGGGACUUGCUUCCAUUCAGCCACAAGAGCAUUAGUGAGGUCGUCCAUCGGACUGCCAGAUGGUGACGCAUGAUCAUCACUCCAGAGAACACGUUUCACUGCUCCAGAGUCCAAUGGCGGCGAGCUUUAUACCGCUCGAGCCGACGCUUGGCAUUGCACAUGGUGAACUUAGGCUUGUGUGCGGCUGCUCGGCCAUCGAAACCGAUUUCAUGAAGCUCCCAAUGAACAGUUCUUGUGCUGACGUUGCUUCCAGAGGCAGUUUGGAACUUGGUAGUGAGAGUUGUAACUGAAAGCAGACUUGGCAGUCCAUUUCUGUGAGCCUCUGUGGCCUACCACUUUGUGGCUGAGUCGUUGUUGCUCCGAGACCUUUCCACUUCACAAUAGCAGCACUUACAGUUGACUGGGGCACCUCUAGCAGGGCAGAAAUUUGACGAACUGACUUGUUGGAAAGUUGGCAUCCUAUGAUGGUGCCACGUUGAAAGUCACUGAGCUCUUCAGUAAGGCCAUUCUAGUGGCAAUGUUUGUAUAUAGAGAUCGCAUGGCUGUGUGCUUAAUUUUAUAUAACUAUCACCAUGGGUGUGGCUGAAAUAGCCAAAUUCACUCAUUGAAUGGGUGUCCACAUACUUCUGUAAAUAUAGUGUGUAUCUUCAUCAUUGUGGUUAGAUGUUCCUUCAUGCUUUUGCUUUUCAUGCUUUUGUUAUUUAUUUGAAAGACACAUCUGCUGUCUUAUUUCUAAGGUGUUUUUUCUACAUAGUGAAUAACAUAGAAAAGGGAAGGUGUGAGUUUCAGGUUAAUGACAAGGGGGUUUAUGAGAAGUAAUGUGUUAUUACAGUAAAUUGAAAGUUAAAUAAACAAUGUGUGGCAAGAGUCUAUGAUCCUUGAGAUAUUAAGAACCAUGACGUUGCAGACAAAGGUGUUUCAUCAUCUCAAUGACAGUGGG
This is a messenger RNA of Oncorhynchus masou masou (cherry salmon), 5052 nucleotides long. Its product is annotated as regulator of G-protein signaling 21-like. The transcript is spliced from 5 exons. NCBI's taxonomy places the organism in Eukaryota, Metazoa, Chordata, Actinopteri, Salmoniformes, Salmonidae. Bases 257 to 820 code for a protein of 187 amino acids. The record is from RefSeq and is a predicted model, not a curated record.